GUGUGUGUGUGUGUGUGUGUGUGUGUGUGUGUGUGUGUGUGUGUGCGGCGCUUCUGUGGAGGGGGAGAGGCAGAGGCAGGGAGAAAACGACGGGAGAGCGGUAUCUUACAUUUGUGGCCCUCCGUCUCCUUCCCCUCGUCCUCGAUGCACGAAGCACCAGACCGCCGCUAAACCACAGUGAGGACACCGAGAGGAGGUUUAGCGGGAUCCAUCGCUGGGUUGGAUUCUGUCGACAAGCGAUUUCAUUCUGAAGGAGAGACGUGCAAAUGGUCCUUCCAGGCUGCCGGUAGAUCUACUUUCAUCCCACACUGUUUGUCUGGGCCCACACCGUAACCACUGCGUCUCCAGUCACUCCCCGGAACCACGCAUAGCUCCCCGGACACUUCCUCUCCCUACCUCCACCUUGUGUUUCUGCUUUCUCUCACCCACUGAGAUAAAUGAGUGGUCCGGCUACAGACAGCAGGGCUGGGAUAAGCGCCAGAACCCACACAGAAUGUCCUGGAUCAACGGCUUCCUAGUAGCCAGAGUGGACGACCGCAAGACCGCGUGGGGCGAGCGCAAUGGCAAGAAGUCCAAGCGCAAGGGCGGCUCAUCCCUCUGCAACCCGCGCUACAUGAGCUGCCUGCGGGACGCUGAGGCCAUGGAGCCCCCCGUCCAGGCGCCCCAGCCCCUGCCCCAGCGAGGAGGAGGAGGAGGCGGGGGUUUGGGGGGCCCCGGCUCGGUCGGCGGGGGGACCCAGUUUGGCGUUCGCUGUGGCUGGCAGGAAGACCACUACGCCAUUCGAGGUGUAGGAGGAGGAGGAGGAGGAGGAGGAGGAGUCGAGGGCGUGGGGCUCAAAUCGGUGGACCUGGGCUUUGAGGAUGGGGGACGUAAAGGUGGCGAGGGCAGUGGUGGCGGCGGCGGUGGCAGCGGCGGGGGGGGGGAGGAGGACGAGGACGAGAGCGGCGUGGUGACGGCGGCGGACUGCUGGCUGCGCGUGGCCCGCGUCUUCCAGUCCAAGAAGUUCCAGUCGCGCAAGCUGGAGCGCCUGUACCAGCGCUACUUCUUCCGCCUCAACCAGAGCUCCCUCACCAUGCUCAUGGGCGUGCUGGUGCUGGUGUGCGGCGUCAUGCUGACCUUCCACUGCGUGCACGCGCCCCCGCACCCCGUCUACGCCACCCUCCUCUCCGUGUCUAUGGGCCUCUUCCUGGCGCUCAUGGUGCUGUGCAACCGCAACGGCUUCCACCAGGACUACAUGUGGAUGGUCAACUACCUGGUGAUCGCCGUGCUGCUGCUGGUGCAGUCCCUGGGCGUCCUGAUGGUGGCGCCGCGGAGCGCGUCCGAGGGCAUCUGGUGGUCGGUGUUCUUCAUCUACAUCAUCUACACGCUGCUGCCCGUGCGCAUGCGGGCGGCCGUCAUCAGCGGCGGCCUGCUCUCCGGCAUCCACCUGCUGGCCACAUGGAGGAUCAACCUGCAGGACGAGUUCCUCUGGAAACAGCUGAGUGCCAACACCCUGAUCUUCUUGUGCACCAACAUCAUUGGGAUCUGCACGCACUACCCGGCCGAGGUGUCCCAGAGGCAGGCCUUCCAGGAGACGCGCGGCUACAUCCAGGCCCGCCUACACCUGCAGAGGGAGAACCAGCAGCAGCUGAGUGCCAACACCCUGAUCUUCUUGUGCACCAACAUCAUUGGGAUCUGCACGCACUACCCGGCCGAGGUGUCCCAGAGGCAGGCCUUCCAGGAGACGCGCGGCUACAUCCAGGCCCGCCUACACCUGCAGAGGGAGAACCAGCAGCAGCCCCCGGUACAUGCAGCACACCUGCAUAGGAAGCAGCCAAAAGCAGGUGCACACUCCACCACACACACCAGGUCACACUAG
Molecule: messenger RNA, 1858 nt
Organism: Clupea harengus (Atlantic herring)
Lineage: Eukaryota; Metazoa; Chordata; Actinopteri; Clupeiformes; Clupeidae
Gene: adcy6a
Product: adenylate cyclase type 6-like
Exons: 6
Coding region: 494-1858 (454 amino acids)
Biological process (GO): cAMP biosynthetic process; adenylate cyclase-activating G protein-coupled receptor signaling pathway; intracellular signal transduction
Cellular component (GO): plasma membrane
Molecular function (GO): adenylate cyclase activity
Source: RefSeq, a predicted model, not a curated record